AUGAACAGCAACACACUCUUCGUAAAUACAAUCACCGGCCAGACCUCGACUACUCGUGCUAAAUUCUACAACAGUCUAUCCUUCACACAAGGUCUCUUGAUUGGCCAAUUGUCGGUGGUUCUCCUCCUUGGUGCUUUCAUCAAGUUCUUCAUCUUUGGUGAAGCACCUCCACCACAAUCCCGCAAUACUUCGGGCUACCAUGCGCCAAAGCACAUUCGGACAUCAUCCCUUCACAGCCAUGCCUCAAAUAAGAGCUCCCCUCCUCGCUCUCUCGGCCAAAAGGCUAGCGUCAAUAACAUCCUCCGGCAAGUUCCAAUCAAUGGGACAGAUACUGCAUCUAUUCUCAGGAAGACCUAUUAUCAGACGCUUCCACCCACGAAGAUCAAAGGCAAAAGCCAUGGCAGGACGCAGACACACCACUCUUCCCACCAGCCCGAGUCUCUCGAUUGGUUCAAUGUGCUUAUUGCUCAGGUGAUUGCGCAAUACCGCCAGACUGCCUACAAUAUGAAAGACACAUCGUCUUCAACCCCUUCGAUCCUCUCGAGCCUAGUGGCUGCGCUGAACAAUCCCAACAAGCGCCCGUCCUUCAUCGAUCACAUCAAUGUCACAGAGAUCUCACUUGGUGAGGAAUUCCCUAUAUUCAGCAAUUGUCGCGUCAUCGAAGUGGAGGAUGAAAAUGCGACUGCACAAGCGGGUGGCCGACUUCAAGCCUUGAUGGAUGUAGAUCUAUCUGAUGACAAUCUGACGCUUGCAAUUGAGACCUCGCUGCUUCUCAAUUAUCCCAAGCCCUUCUCUGCCAUCCUUCCCGUGGCUCUCGCUGUAUCUGUCGUUCGAUUCUCCGGUACUUUGUCCAUAAGUUUCGUCCCCGCGACACCACCAGCGGAAGAGACCUUGGAAGGUAUUGACCCAGACCAGACCAACAGCGGUGGCUCAUCGCCCAAGACGAAUCUAGCUUUCUCUUUCCUGCCAGAUUACCGCCUCGACCUUUCAAUCCGCAGCCUGGUCGGAUCACGAUCGAGAUUGCAAGAUGUGCCGAAAAUAGCCCAGCUUGUUGAGGCAAGAGUGCAAGCAUGGUUUGAAGAAAGGGUGGUAGAGCCCCGAGUACAGGUUGUUGGAUUACCAGGGCUGUGGCCAAGGAUGGGAAAGACAAGGCUUCGCGACGGUGACGAUGGCAAAGCAGGCAGCGAGGACGGGAAGGACGAACCAAUGCACAGACGGUUGUCCUUUAAGCAGAGGAAGAAUCAACAGUCUGUGGCCGAAGACCCGUUCCGAGACGGAUUCAGGCUCAGAGCUGGUAGAGGUACAGAGACCGUGUUCCGAGCCGAUGAUGACAUACGCAUGCCAGGCUCAAUGCCAACCUAG
Molecule: messenger RNA, 1362 nt
Organism: Endocarpon pusillum Z07020
Lineage: Eukaryota; Fungi; Ascomycota; Eurotiomycetes; Verrucariales; Verrucariaceae
Exons: 2
Coding region: 1-1362 (453 amino acids)
Biological process (GO): phospholipid transport; mitochondrion organization
Cellular component (GO): ERMES complex; endoplasmic reticulum
Molecular function (GO): lipid binding
Source: RefSeq, a predicted model, not a curated record